AUGUCUUCAGUGAAAAUCCUGACAGUUGGCUCUGCUGCCGGGUCCAUUCGCGAGUUGUUCACGAAGAUCAAAGCCAUAAACGCAAAACAUGGGCCAUUCAAUCUCGUUCUGUGUACGGGCGAUUUUUUUGGACUACCCAAGGACGAAGGGGAUGCGUACAGUGAAGAUGAUGAGGUGAUGCUAUUACUAGGGGGAAAGCUGGAAGCACCAAUCGACUGUUAUAUAAUGCAAGGGAGACAUCCAAUUCCUGCACCCGUGAUUGAGAAGUUUGCGAAGACCGGGAGCUCACUUGCUGAGAAAGUGACUCUCCUUCACAAGUCGGGGAUCAUGACAACUCCAGAUGGAAUACGCAUAGCAUGUCUUGGAGGAAUAUAUGAUUUCAAGCUCUAUACAGCGGCUGAGUCGGUUCACGGCUUUACCUCGCCAUAUUUUACUUCACAUACAGUCGAGAGGUUACUUGCAAACGCGUUGACAGCCUCGCAUAUUCAAGAUCAAAACUAUACAUCACUCGCGUCCAUCAAGGCUGCUGCCGCGCCCUCGCAGCUUGUCGAUAUCUUUAUUAGUAACGCCUUUCCGUCCUCCAUUACUCAGUUUUCUUCGGCGCCACUACCUGCACCCGAGUUUGCAACCAUGGGUGUGGAUCCCGUCGCAGAGGUCGUACGAAAGACGAAACCGCGCUACCACUUUGCCGCAGGUGGGGGGGAUCCGCCCAAAUUCUGGGAACGAGAGCCGUUCGUAUGGGAUGAGGACGGCGGGCGUGUCACGCGCUUCAUCAGUCUCGGUGCAUUCGGCGAACAACCAUCAGAAGGCAAGAAACAACGCUGGUUCUAUGCGUAUACGAUAUCGCUAGAUGCACCGAAUCCUCCUCGGCCAGCAAAUGCUACCAAGAAUCCUUUCUUAGAAGUCGCAACCCGUGCGCCAAAACGUCAGCUUGAAUUCGAGGAGGGACCUAACUUUCGGUGGGACGUUAAACAACAUAACAAACGCCCUCGUACCGAGCUCGAGCCAGGCAAGCUGCCCCCAGGAUACAAGUGCAAGAUUUGUGAAUCCACAGAGCACUUCAUUAGCGAUUGCCCAGACAGGGCUAAGCCCAAGGAAGGUUAUAUUUGCAAAAUCUGCAAUGAACCAGGUCACUUUGUCCGGGAUUGUCCCGUCAAAAACGCAGUAGGUGAUACGGGCGGGCGGAAACCACGAGAAGGCUAUGUCUGCCGGGCGUGUGGUAGCGAAGCUCAUUACAUCCAAGACUGUCCGACUGCGAGCCAGAGCAGUGGAGGGAGACAUGGGCAUCUCCCCCCACGCGGCCCCCCGAAGGAGAUCGCCCCGGACGAAUGCUGGUUCUGUUUGUCCAACCCCAACCUCGCUAAGCAUCUCAUCGUGUCCAUCGGCACGGAGUGCUAUGUCACACUGCCGAAAGGACAGAUUAUCCCAACGCAUACCGCGGCGGCCCACUCGAAUGCACCGGCUGUGCCUGGCGGAGGCCAUGUCCUCAUCGUGCCUAUUACUCACUACCCAACGUUCACUUCCAUUCCCUCGGAUCUCGCCGGUCCUAUUCUGGACGAGACGCAACGAUACAAAUCCGCGCUUGGGGCGAUGUUUGCAAAACAUGGGGCGGUAGCUGUUUCGUUUGAAGUGGGGCGGCUGAGUGCCAAGGGCGGACACGCUCAUGUACAAGUGGUGCCCCUCCCCAACAAGUUCGCAAAUAGUGUAGAGGGUGCGUUCACCGACGAAGGCAGGCGGCAGGGCAUCGAGUUCGAAGCAGAUCCUGAGGACGCGCUGAAGGCGUGCAGCGGCGGUGGGGGCAGCUAUUUCCGUGUGGACCUGCCCGAUGGACGGAAGAUGGUACAUUUGAUGCGGGAAUCUGUGCCGUUCAGCAUCCAAUUUGGCAGACAGGUGCUCGUGUCGCUCCUGGGAAUGCAAGACCGAUUCGACUGGAAAGCAUGUAUGCAGACGGAAGAAGAGGAUAAGGCGGACGUCCAGGCGUUCAAAAGGGCGUUUGCACCAUUUGAUCCUUCACUUUGA
Molecule: messenger RNA, 2019 nt
Organism: Fibroporia radiculosa
Lineage: Eukaryota; Fungi; Basidiomycota; Agaricomycetes; Polyporales; Fibroporiaceae
Exons: 13
Coding region: 1-2019 (672 amino acids)
Biological process (GO): mRNA splicing, via spliceosome
Cellular component (GO): post-mRNA release spliceosomal complex
Molecular function (GO): RNA lariat debranching enzyme activator activity; zinc ion binding; nucleic acid binding
Source: RefSeq, a predicted model, not a curated record